This is a messenger RNA of Physella acuta, 1161 nucleotides long. Its product is annotated as MAP3K12-binding inhibitory protein 1. Lineage: Eukaryota; Metazoa; Mollusca; Gastropoda; Physidae. The record is from RefSeq and is a predicted model, not a curated record.
UAGAAUAGAUCGAGUCAAUUCAGUGCCCUUAGCUUUAUUAUUAGUAUUACUUAAAGUUCUGACGUGAUCUGUCUGUCGACUCUAGCCGACUCUUCUAGUCUAGGUCUCGACUAGGACUAGGGCCUGGUCUAGACUAGAGGCUAGUAAUGAAAUAGAUAGUAGAUCUAGACUCACACUAGAGUACCCCUAAUAUGGAGUCAGGAGACAGUAACAUCCAUGUUUGCCUACAAUCUGAAGAUGUAAAGUUUGAUGAUAUCCAAGACCAAACUGUGCACCCUGACUUAAUUCAAAUAAAGGCUGCCAGUGAAGAUGAGGUAUUAAGAAGAAUAGAAGCUUUCAUUAGGAACAAAAGAAAUGAGGUGAAUGAGAGAAACAUUCGAGAAUUUAUUUCACCUAUAUUAGCAGAUAGUGAAAACAGUUGUGCCAGGACAGAAGCAAUAUAUAUUCACAGAGAAGGUGAAAAGAGCCACAUAAGUUUAAAAAAGGUGGAGAAUGCUUAUGGGCCUCAGACACGAGUUGCAGAAGAUGAGGUUUAUUUUGGUAACAGACAUACCCAGAUGCUUGCUGAUGAACAGCGUGCAGAGGCAGUAGAGGAACGACUGGCUAACAUGGAAGCUCAUUUGAAUAUGGCUAAAGAGAGUAAUAAUAUUUAUGCAAGACUUAAAGCUCUGGAGACUAGAAUAAGUUUUCUUGAGGGUGUAUCACCAGAAUACUUUAGAAAUGGAAUUCCCCAAAGCCAACCAAAUAUUCCGGCUACAACAAAACAAGAGGAAAUCCUGUUUACAAACACCAAACAGGUGGAAAGCUUAUCAGAUAUAAACAACAGAAUUCAUCAGCUCAAGCAAUCCCUAAAACAGAAAGCUGGAUUUCAUAAAUAUGAUUGAAAAGUAUUUUGGAACUGUUGUAGGUUUUAUGGUAUUUUAGAAAUAGUAAAAUAUAUAAUGGGCAACUAUCAGGCCUAUCAGGUUUUCAAUUUCUUCUUGGAAAUGUAUUUUCAAAUGCAUGUGCAAUUGUUUAGGGCACUUUUAAUAAUUUUACUGUUAUUAAACUUUGAUGCCUGACAAAAGUAUGAUUUUAAAAUAUUAUUGUACUUAUAUAAUUCAUGUUAAAUUUAAAUAUUUUUUACAUCUUUUAUUGUAUUUUGAGACCAUUAAGUCUAAA